UCUUUUAGAAAGUAUAGAUUUUUUGAAACGGACCACUGGUCAGACGAGUUAGCUCUGGUUAGACGAACCUCUCCGAGAAAGGUAUCGAGAACGAGGCUAUUUGGCCUAGCUUCCAUUAACCGCAGUUCAUCAUUAGAGAUGUCGAAAUAUCUGCAGACUUGAUUCCCGCGAGUUAAAAUAUCCACAGGCAUCAACUAGAAAGAGCAAAUAUGAUCCUUAAGCCCAGGCUCUUUCCAAACAAAUGCAUGCUGUCAGUCUUUUGGAGGCAAAGGGAAGUGGUCUCAUCAUCAUCAUGUAUCUGCUCCCAAUUCUUGAAAGGGAGGAGGUCACGAAACCCUUCAGGCUUCAGUCGAAUGACGUAUGCCUCAAAUUCUUUUCUAACUCUUCCAUGGCUUCAAAAUACUCAUGAUGAAACAAAUGAUGAUCCUUUUCAUCACAAGCUUGUUGGCAUGAUAUUACUAAGGAGAGUACUAAAAAAUACCUCUAGGGAAGAAUUUAAGUUGAAUGAGUUCAUACAUGGUGUCAAGCAUGCUAUCAAGGCCCUAGCCUUUUCCAUUCAGUCAGAAGACAAGGAUGAAACCAUGAUAAGGAUGCUAGGAUCAAACCUUCAAAUAAAAUUUCGGCAAGCUUUUGAUGAGAUGAAGAAAAGGAAACAAAGGGUCAUAUUGGAGGUUGAAAGUUUAAAAGACUUUAGAAUAAGUGGGGUGCGUGCAAUUUUUGGUGGUGCAGAUCCAGGAGAUCAAUAUGUCAUCAGUUGCUUUGGCCAAAAAAUCAUCGCCAGCAAAAGAGAUAUGUUCGAGCUGGAGAAACGAGCUGAUCUUGCAGGCUAUUCUACUUUAUUCGAUUACGGUAAAAAACUUGGUUUCAGUGCAGCAGAGAAGGAAAUUCGAUUUCAAAUAGAUGUGAAGUUCGCUACAAGUGAAAGGUACUAUAUAGAGGAAAAAAGGGAGAGUGGCUGGCAUAUUGUAUUUGGUGGUAUUGAUAUAGUCUCAGCAGCUCAUAGACUCAGAUUUGAAUCAAUUUUGGAAGAUGGCAGCGAAACAAUUGAUCGUUAUCCACUGUCUUGGAAAAUUAUCAACAUUGACUACAAUGAAACAGAUGACGUAUAUAGAAAUAGUGAAAGUUAAAUUGCAUUUAAUGUCAUUUCAUGUAAUUAUGAUAUUACCUAGGAAGUUUUGAGUGUCUUUGUACUGCAUUGUGAUAUGAAUGUUUGGUUCUUUUAA
Messenger RNA from Rhopilema esculentum, 1223 nucleotides. RefSeq lists its product as uncharacterized. The record is from RefSeq and is a predicted model, not a curated record. Lineage: Eukaryota; Metazoa; Cnidaria; Scyphozoa; Rhizostomeae; Rhizostomatidae.